Molecule: messenger RNA, 2157 nt
Organism: Pediculus humanus corporis (human body louse)
Lineage: Eukaryota; Metazoa; Arthropoda; Insecta; Psocodea; Pediculidae
Exons: 4
Coding region: 1-2157 (718 amino acids)
Biological process (GO): interstrand cross-link repair
Cellular component (GO): nucleus
Molecular function (GO): 5'-flap endonuclease activity; 5'-3' exonuclease activity; flap-structured DNA binding
Source: RefSeq, a predicted model, not a curated record
AUGAGUAAAAAAGAAAUCGAUUUCGAUGAAUCUGAUAAUGAAAUAUUUAUUAUAGAACAAGUAAAACCAAUUAACAAAUUAACGAUACAAGAAGCUCUAUUGAUUAAACAUCGUGUACUACAUGAAAACAGGUCUAAAAGUAAAAAGAAAAAAGAUAGAAACAAAGAUGAAAAGAAAUCUGACAGAGAAAGAAAAAAAAUUAAGGAAAGUACCAAAGAUAAGAAUACUAAAGUCACUAAAGAUACUACUACUUCAGUAAAAAAAUAUUUUUCUUCUACUAAUAUUAUUUCUCAAGAAUCUGAAUAUAUAAAAAAAAGUUUCGAUGAUAAAACAGAUGUUGAAAUCUUAAACACAUUUAAAGAGGAUUCUUAUGUAGAAAUAAAUGAAUUAAUUGUUAAGAAAGAAAAUCAAAAAGACUUAAAUUCUAAAUGCAUUCUUCAUAUGCCAUCCAGUGCCAAUAAAAAAAGAAAAUUAGAUUUUUUCGAACCGAAUUCUACCAGUAGUCCUAAAAUUCAUUGUAAAAACAGCAAUAACUCAGCCUCUGCAAGUGAAAUUUUUCAGAAAUCAAAAAAUUUAAAUUUCAAUGAAAACAAAGAUGUUGAAAACAAAACUUUCAUUUCUCAAAAUGUUAGUCAGAGUCAAUCAGAGGAAAGUAAUAUGGAUUGCACUUCAAACUCGAAUGAAAAUGAAGAAAAUUUUACUACAAAUGGAGAACUGUUGGUUCUUUCGCUAAAAAAAAUAAUUACAGAAGUAGUGAAUAGGCAAGAAAAUUUUUUAAAAAUAUAUUCUAAUGAAAACAAAUCAUUGGAAAAUUUAAUUACUAAGCAUGAUACUAAUAUUUUAGAAGAGUUUAAUAAAUUACAAGGAGAUUUAUCUAUAUUUUUUGUGAGGUUUUUAUGUAGGUCUAAACAGUGGUACAGAUUAUCAAGUAUUACUUUUAAAGAUAUAUCAAAAAAUAUAUAUGAACUGGCUGAAGUUUUAAUUAAGAAAAAAUUACUAGACAAUGAUAUAUCAAAAGAAGAUCUCAAGUUUCAAAUGACAUUAUUAAGUAAAGCAGAAAUUCAGUAUCAAGGUCGAUAUUUACGUCUGAAGCCCUUUUUACGAAGAUUUAGUGCAGGUUACAUUUAUGCAAAAUUAUUAACAAGAUAUUGUUGCGAUUUUAAAAAUAAAAAAACAACUCAAGAAAUAAUAAAUGUGGCUCAAUUGUUGCUAGAUCAAAAUUUGUUCAUGCGUUCAAAAAAGGGAAAACUGUAUGAAGUAUUAUGUCAAGCUUUAGAAAAAUCCAAAGACAAUUAUCAGUCAGGAGAAAUAAUAAUAAAAGCUUUAAAUGAUCCUGUUGUUAGCGAAAUUCAAAAAUUAUCCCUUAAAUUAAGAGGUCAAAAUCUUUUAAAAAAAAAAACAAAUUCUAUAGAUGAUAAAAAUUUAAAACAAAAAUUAGAUGUUGUUUGUUCCUUGGCAAUUCAAGAAUCUCCAAGUAUUGAAAUAACAGGAAGGGCAUUACAAGGAAACAAAUCAGGUUCUAAAGCUGUAUAUAUUGAAGAAACAAAGCAUUGUAAAAUUUUCACAUCGGUUGAAGAACGAGCAUUAUUACAUUACAAAUCACAAGGCUAUUCAAAAGGUCAUCAUGUAGAAGGUUAUAUUCUUCAAACAAUUUAUGUGCUUUUAUUUUUCGAUAUUAUAUAUGAUAUGUCACCUGAAGGAGUGUUUUUAAAUUCAUAUCAAGAAGCUCCAUUAGAUUUUUACACACAUUGUUUUUAUGAAAACAGAAAAGAUGCCAUUGAUUUACGUUUGAAAGAAAUGUCUUCUUGGACAAUAGAAACCGUUUUAAAUAAAAUUACAUUGGUGUUCAUAUACAAUUAUAAAACAAAAUGUUUACUAUCGUGGAAUGAUAAUUUCACACCUGAUGUAUUAACAGAAAUAAUUACAUGCUUGACCUUACCGAAAUUAUCGAAAAUUUGCGAAAGAUUUACAAAAAAUUUUAAACUUGCCAGAGUAGGUUUUCCAGAUUUGACAUUGUGGAAUCCCGAGACUCAAAAAUAUAAAUUUGUUGAAGUUAAAAGUCCAAAUGACCGUUUAUCUUCUGCUCAAAAAAUAUGGUUGGAUUAUUUAAUAAAAAAUGAUAUUGAUUGCGAAGUGUGUAAUGUCAAAAGUAAGUAA